This is a messenger RNA of Adineta ricciae, 1065 nucleotides long. Lineage: Eukaryota; Metazoa; Rotifera; Eurotatoria; Adinetida; Adinetidae. The record is from the annotation of a GenBank genome assembly.
AUGUUCUUAGGUCGAUUACAAAUAUGCUACACGCCUGGUGGAUCACUAACGGUAGACGAACAGCUUAUUCCAGCUCGUGGUCGAUGCAAUUUUCGUCAAUAUAUGCCUAGUAAACCGGGGAAAUAUGGACUGAAGAUCUUUUGGUGUUGUGAUUCAGAUACAGCAUAUCCUUUGAAUGCUGAAGUUUAUCUCGGUCGUCAAUCUGGAGCAGCAGCAGCUGCUGCAGCUAAAGAUACAAAUCGAAUUCAUAAUUUAGUGAAACGAUUAGUACAUCCUUGGAUCAAUACAAGACGAACCAUUACUACAAACUACUAUUUUACCAGCGCAGAUUUGGCAGAAGAUCUUCUAGAUGUUCAAACAACUCUUGUAGGAACUAUUCGACGAAACAAAAAGGAAAUUCCACGGGAGCUACAGCCAAAUACACAACUUCUCGAGCAAUCGUCGAUAUUUUGUUUCGAUCGACAGUUAACAUUAGUUAGUUAUGUGCCGAAAAAAUCUCAUGUUGUAAUUCUGCUGUCGUCUCUUCAUCAUGAUCAGACAAUUGUAGACGAUGAAAAGAAAGAGCCAGAAAUUAUUUUAUAUUACAAUGACACAAAAAGUGGUGUCGAUCAUAUGGACCAGAUGGUUCGAACUUAUUCGUGCAAACGAAAGACAAAACGAUGGCCAUUGACUUUCUUUUUCAACACACUUGAUCUUGGUACCCUUGCUGCUUUUGUGGUAUGGACAACCAAAAAGCCUCAAUGGAAUGAAAAGAAAAACUACCGUCGACGUCUAUUUAUAAUGGAAUUCGGUUAUGAUCUUGUUCAGUUGCAUUUGGAUCGACGACGACAUCAACCACAGACACUUCAAAAGAACGUUCUGAUGGCUGUACAAGCGAUUGGACUAACUGUUACUACUUCACACCCAUCUAUUGUUUCAACGGCUACUCCCAAACAACGUUGUCAUUUUUGCCCAAGAGAGUGUGAUUGCAAGGUUAUUACUCACUGUUUAAGUUGUAAUGCUCCCUGCUGUCCAGAUCAUCAUAAAGUUGUUUGCACGAUGUGUAGUGAAACAUUUUUAGGAUGA